Messenger RNA from Microsporum canis CBS 113480, 831 nucleotides. RefSeq lists its product as hypothetical. Lineage: Eukaryota; Fungi; Ascomycota; Eurotiomycetes; Onygenales; Arthrodermataceae. The record is from RefSeq and is a predicted model, not a curated record. Bases 1 to 831 code for a protein of 276 amino acids. The transcript is spliced from 3 exons.
AUGGAGCACGACGGAAGAGACGGAGGACGCAGCUACUAUGAGAGCGAAGAGAGCGACGGCCAGUACCAGCAGCAUCGCCAGCAUCGCCAGCAACGAAGACAGAGACGAGGAAGCGAGGGCAUGACGGUGCCCUUCCCGGCACUGGUCGACUCCUCUCUCUCUACCCCCAGCCCUGGGCUGCGUGAUAACAACGGACACGGCGAGGAUGGGACGGGCUCGCUGCCGCCAGAGCUGCGCAGUGCGACUGAGCUGGGCGUCCUGACGCCGGCAGACACGACCAGGUCCAACUCGCCGCUGUCUGUCGCCUCAGGAGAGCUAGGCAUCGUCGCCUCACGCCGUCUCACCACCGAGAGCGUCCGCACGACCGCCAGCAUGCAGCCGACUGGGCCCUUUCGCGGCCUCAAGCGCUUCUGGUGGCAUCACGUCUCCGUUCGUGUCCCCAGAAAGCAGAACCGUGAUCACUUUGCCCUCGAGCGAACGUACCUGGCGUAUAUGAGAACUUCUCUCACCUUUGCCAUCCUGGGCGUCCUCAUCGCCCAGCUCUUCAGUCUCAAUCACGCCGUCGUCCACAACCCGCAGUUUGGCUUCCACCGGGUCGGCAAGCCCCUGGCCUGUGUCUGCCACGCCCUCGCCAUCCUCGUCGCCUUGGCCGGGGCCUAUCGUUUCUGGCGCCAACAGGACGCCCUCGCCAGGGGCAAGGUCUACGCCGGCGGACGGGAGCUCAACUUCAUCGCUCUCAUCUCUGCAGGGAUCAUCAUGGUGAUAUUCAUCCUGGUCAUCAUGAUUAGUGCAAAACGGGACAGCGAGACGAUAGGAGUUGUCGUCUCUUGA